Molecule: messenger RNA, 2402 nt
Organism: Malania oleifera
Lineage: Eukaryota; Viridiplantae; Streptophyta; Magnoliopsida; Santalales; Ximeniaceae
Product: scarecrow-like protein 1
Exons: 4
Coding region: 505-2238 (577 amino acids)
Biological process (GO): regulation of DNA-templated transcription
Cellular component (GO): nucleus
Molecular function (GO): sequence-specific DNA binding; DNA-binding transcription factor activity
Source: RefSeq, a predicted model, not a curated record
UUGUACCGUCAGCGACUCUGAGUCAGACGAGUUGGUGGAGACAUGCAGACAAACGGAACUGUAGGACAAAAAAAAAAAACGUAAAGAAACUGCACAAAUUGAAGGGUGCGGAAGGAAAAUGCGGUGUGAACUGUAAAGAUCAGAAGUUUCUCUUCAAGGAAAAGGAAAAUGAAGUGUGGAUUUUCUCGGCUUGCUGCUCUACAAAUAGUCUUGGGAUUUUGAUUGGGAUUUGGGUAGCUGAAACUUGACACUUGAAGCUCGAAAUUUUGUUUUGUCAGCGGAUUUAUAUUGCUUGGAUAAGACUGUUGGUAUAAUCAAAUUUUCUUGCUCUUGGGGCAUUUGUUUUUCUGCAUCAGCAGAGAACAAAUUACAGUUCUUGGGGAGUUUUACAAUUAAUGGAGUUUAACAGUAAUUUUACAUCAAGCCCGUGCAACUGUCUGUGAUGAAGAACGAAUUCUGAAGUACAACAACUAUCUCUGGAAAACUCAGUGACAGAAGAAAACAAUGUCUUUAGUUAGGUCUUUCGAUCUAUCAGCCUUGCCAUAUGGAAAUACCAAGCUCUACCCACCAAAUGGCAGCAAUGACCAUUCUAGCAUGUCUGCUCAAAUAUUCAGCUCUUACAGCCAUGAGCAUUAUGAUCCAAAGUACUUCUUGGACUCCCCAUCUGAAGAACUUACGCGACGAUCAAGUUCAGGUGGCUCCAUCUCAGAAAACUCAUUCCACUUACAGGAUGCCUCUUCCUACCAGUUAAGGACUAGCUCAAAUUCCUCCAUGUCUGCUCAAAAUCCUUUAAAUUCCUCCAUGACCCGGAGACUUCAUGAUGCAUAUCAUUCCAAUUUUGACUCUGACUACUUGGAAAUCAGAAGCGCUGACCCCGUAGAUUAUGACGAAGAUAAAAUGAGAUCAAAACUUCAAGAACUGGAGAGAGUACUCCUUGAUGACAAUGAUGAGGAUGAUGAUGACAACAUGUUUGGCCCAGAUCAGUGUAUAGAGAUUGAUGGUGAAUGGUCCGAUUCACUACAGAAUGUAAUGCUCCAUGACUCGCCUAAGGAGUCGUCUUCAUCAGAUUCAAACCUGAGUAGCAUUAGCAGCAGCAAAGAAAUAUCAACAGUAAACCGGACUCCCAAGCAGUUGCUAUUUGAUUGCGCAGGAGCAAUUUCUGAUGGAAACAUCGAGGAAGCAUCAACAUUGAUAAAUGAUCUCCGCCAGAUGGUCUCAAUCCAAGGAGAUCCCCCACAUAGGAUUGCAGCUUACAUGGUAGAAGGUCUUGCGGCUCGCAUGGUUGCCUCUGGAAAAUUUCUCUAUAAGGCUCUGAAGUGCAAAGAGCCACCCGCUUCUGAUCGACUUGCUGCCAUGCAGAUCCUCUUUGAGGUAUGCCCAUGUUUUAAAUUUGGAUUUAUGGCUGCUAAUGGUGCAAUUAUGGAGGCAUUCAGGGAUGAAAAGAGAGUUCAUAUUAUAGAUUUUGACAUAAAUCAAGGAAGUCAAUACAUGACUCUGAUACAAACACUUGCUGGUAGGCCGGGUAAGCUACCACACAUCAGAUUAACUGGAGUUGAUGACCCUGAGUCUGUUAACCGUGCUAUCGGAGGCCUAAAAGUCAUUGGGCAAAGGCUUGAGAAACUUGCUGAAGCACUUAAGGUGCCAUUUGAGUUCCAAGCUGUUGCUGCAGAGACAUCAAAUGUAACUCCAAGGAUGCUAGACUGCCGGUCAGGGGAAGCACUCAUUGUGAACUUUGCUUUCCAGCUUCACCACAUGCCCGACGAGAGUGUUUCAACAGUAAAUCAGCGAGACCAACUCCUCCGAAUGAUCAAAAGCUUGAAUCCAAAACUCGUGACUGUUGUUGAACAAGAUGUAAACACCAACACUGCCCCAUUCUUUCCAAGGUUUGCUGAGGCCUACAGUUACUACUUUGCUGUAUUUGAGUCUCUUGAUGCAACUCUUCCGAGGGAGAGCCAGGACAGGAUGAAUGUUGAAAAGCAUUGCCUUGCACGAGAAAUAGUUAACAUUGUUGCGUGCGAAGGUGAGGAGAGAAUAGAGCGAUAUGAGGUUGCAGGGAAAUGGAGAGCAAGGAUGACAAUGGCGGGGUUCACUUCAUCUCCGAUGAGCACAUUCGUCAAUAAUGCAAUCCGAGACCUUAUAAGACAGUAUUGUGACAGGUACAAAGUGAAGGAGGAAAUGGGCGCACUCCAUUUUGGGUGGGAAGAUAGAACUUUGAUCGUGACUUCAGCAUGGAGGUGAACAAUUUUGACUUGUUCACAAGUACGGUUGUGGCAUGGCGCUUACCUAUUGUUGUUUUGUCUCUGUAACUAUUAUUUUGUGUGAGAUGAAAAUAAGGACUUCUUUAAUCUUAUGCUGAUGAAGGUCUUGAGGAGACAAUAUAUAUAAGAUCAAUGAGUUUGACA